CAGCCCAGGCGCUGGGGCACGGCCGGGGGGCUUUGCCGGGAGGAGAAUAAACCUGGGAGGGCAGUGACAGCCCGUGCCAGAGAAACCCCCGCCCCGUGUACUGCUGGGGGGGGGGGCUCAAAAUCCAGCCCUGCCGCCUUCCCCAGCCCUCCUGGAUUUUUCUGGGGGUCGGGCAACAGCUCUGCACAGCUUCACCCCUGCGCUUUCAGGGCAGCCCAGGAGACAACUCCAGACGGGGGUUGGGGUGUGCAGAAUUCCCCUUGGAGCAUCCCUGGGGCCAGAGAGCAGCUCCCCCGCGGCGCCGGCUGCCGGGGAAGGGAUGAAGACGCUAUGGCCAAGUUCUUGGUAAAACUCCAGCGGUAUUUUCGGCGCAGACCCGUGCGUUUUUUCACGCUGCUGGCUCUCUACCUGGCAGCUGGCAGUUUGGUUUUCCUGCAUUCGGGAUUUUCCGGGGAAGCCACGGUGCCGGGGAGCCAGCGCGGGGCUGGGGCCGGGGAGGGGCCGGGGCUGCCCUACCUGGGGGUGAUGGAGCUGAGCCGCGGCUUCAAGGCGGCGGCCACGAUGCCGGAGAGGGGACGGCGACACGGGCCCUGGUUCAAAAGCACCUCCAAGGGGCCGGCGGAAAGGGGCAAAGGCGGAGACUACGGCAGCAACCGGAGCCGGGUGCUCAGGGGCAGGAGCGGCCGUGAGAAGGAGGAGGACAGAGCAAGAUACAUCGGCUGCUACGUGGACAACACUCGCCGGCGGGCGCUGCGCGGCGUGUCCUUCUUCGACUACAAGAAGAUGACAGUCUUCCGUUGCCAGGACAACUGUGCCGAGCGGGGCUACCUCUACGCAGGGCUGGAAUUCGGCGCCGAGUGUUACUGUGGGCACAAGAUCCAGGCGCCGAACGCCAGCGAGUCCGAGUGCAACAUGGAAUGCAAGGGAGAGAGGAGCAACCUCUGCGGCGGCGCCAACCGCCUCUCCGUCUACCGCCUGGAGCUGGCCCAGGAGUCCGCCCGGAGAUACGGCAGCGCGAUCUUCCGGGGGUGCUUCCGCCGGCCAGACAACCUCUCCAUCGCUUUGCCCGUCAGCCAGCUCAUGCUGAACAUGUCAGUGGACAAGUGUGUGGACUUCUGCACGGAGAAGGAGUACCCGCUGUCAGCCCUGGCUUGGACCUCCUGCCACUGCGGUUUCCCCACCACACUCUUCACCCUGCACGAGCGUGAGGACGAGCAGCUCUGUGCCCAGAAGUGCCCCGGGGAGGAGUUCGAGAGCUGCGGCAGCGCCGAGUUCCUCCUGGUCUACCAGACCCAAGUGCAAGACAACCGCUGCAUGGACAGGAGGUUUCUUCCCACCCGUGCCAAGCAGCUGGUGGCCCUGGCCAGCUUCCCUGGGGCUGGCAACACCUGGGCACGUCACCUGAUUGAGCUGGCCACCGGCUUCUACACCGGCAGCUACUACUUCGAUGGGUCCCUCUACAACAAAGGGUUCAAGGGCGAGCGGGACCACUGGAGAAGUGGGAGGACCAUUUGCAUCAAAACCCACGAAAGUGGCCAGAAGGAGAUCGAAUCCUUCGACUCAGCCAUCCUGCUCAUCAGGAACCCCUACAAGGCUCUGAUGGCCGAGUUCAACCGCAAAUACGGGGGACACAUCGGCUUCGCUGCUCAUGCCCACUGGAAGGGCAAAGAGUGGCCAGAGUUUGUGGCCAACUACGCUCCGUGGUGGGCGACCCACACCCUGGACUGGCUGCGCUACGGCAAGAAGGUGCUGGUAGUUCACUUUGAGGACCUGAAGCGGGACCUGUUCGUGCAGCUGCAGCGGAUGGUGGGACUGCUGGGCAUCACGGCCUGCCAGGACAGGCUGCUCUGUGUCGAGGGACAGAAGGACGGCAACUUUAAGCGAUCUGGCUUGAGGAAGCUGGAGUACGACCCUUACACCCCCGAGAUGAGGAAGGUGAUCAGUGGCUACAUCAAAACGGUGGACACGGCUCUGAAGCUCCGCAAUCUCUCGGGGGUCCCAGAUGACUACUACCCAAGAUGAUGGUGAUGGUGGCUGGGGGACCUGACCAUGCGUGGCGAGGAAGGGCUGGGGUCUUCCCGGCCUCUGCCUACUUCCACCCAGUGGGUGGCUUUUCUUGGAAUUCUCCAUCUGCUGCUCUUAGCUGUUCAUCAACUCCCUGCAUGAGCAACCGACGCUCCCCAGCCACUGCUGAGCUUGCUUGGCCCUCGCUGGUGCGGACUCGAGCAGGAUGGAACCACCCAGGGGAUGAAGGUACCAUCAUAUAGAAUUAGACUGGUUUAGGUUGGAAGGGACCUUAAAGAUCACCCAGUUCCAACCCCCCUGCAUGGGCAGGGACACCUUCCACUAGAACCAGUUGCUCAAAGUCCUGUCCGACCUGGACAUCUCCAUCCCUCUCCUCUUUUGGUUGCCACAGAGCUCCUUGGCACUGCAACAAGUGAUUUGUUGUAGUGGUGGGGAUGUUACGUUGGUGUCACAUAGGGAGCUGAGCUCCCCUUGUGGGGGGAAUUCCUAACUCCUGGCAUUGUGUGGGUGAUGGUCCUGCAGCUCCUGGGUAUGGAAAUGGAGGAGAACAAUGCCUCCAAAUGAGGUGGCUGUGUGUAUCAUCCACACUGUCCCAUGGCUCUGUGGGAGCUCUCCAGCAGCCUGGGGAUAGAGGGGGGUCCUAUGGGCAUUGAUGCUGUGUCAGCCCUGGGGGGGCCUGUGGCCCAGACCCAGAUGGGGGGGGAAGAUGCUCCAGAGAGGCGUGUUGGCCCCAGACAGAAGAGCUGAUGGGACUCACCAGCUUGUCCUUGCCUCAUUCCCAAAGCUCCUGAGUUAAUGCAGCCCUCCCUCCACCUCAGGAGCAGUUCUACAGCCUGGACACAUCGUGUCCCCUUAGCAGAGGGGAGCAAAGCUGGGGGAUGAGCUUUGGGGGUCCCUCUGGCCCAACCCAGCCCCUUACUGGAGGUCCCCAGCCCUGCCCCCACCCUUGUGCUGCACAAGUAAAACCAAAGGAUCUCUGGGUGCAUUGGGAAGAGGCUGGACACCAACCUGGCUUUGUGCUGAGCUGCAUGUGGUCCCCAGUUGUGUCCCCAUCCUCUGCCACCCUCCCUGUCCUGGCUUUGGCACAAACGAGCUUCCCAACUCCUCUCAUCCCCCCCCUUUGGAUGUAGGUGCAGAAGCCAUAUAUUGUAUGCAGCCUUUUCUAGCAUUAGGUAGUUAAUGACUGGCUUUUAACUCUUGGUCGGGAGAGAAAUCCAUGCAUGGGUUGAAGAUCUAGAGCCAUCCCUUGAUCUAGAUUCAGAGAGAGAGAAGAAAACUCCACGGAGAAAAAGGAAAAUUUAAAUAAAAAUAUAUUUUUCUAAGGUGUGUGCAGAGCAGAGGUUGGGCAGGGCUGGGGGCUUCAGGUCCCUGUUUCUUUGCACGGAGGUGAGUGAAUAAGUUUGUAGGGAGCAGCUGCCCUGUUUUUAACUCUUCCCUUGACAAAGAAAGGGCUGGAGGUUUUCCAGGAGCCAGCCUGGCUCUGGGAAUGGAGCAGAGCCCAAGCUCCUCUGCUGGCUGCAGGGCUGCCCACCUCGGCCUGAACAAAUCCUCAGGUCAAUCCAGCUAUUAAAGGAGAAAUUUUGAUGCUAUCCUGCCUUCCCGUGUGUUUGUGGGGCCACCUGAGCAUCCCAGCACCCCCCACCCAGCAGCUGGGCUCCCCCAGGACUGGUGAGUGAUGGGUGGGCAGCUCCUCUCCCCCUGCCUUUAAUCCCCUGCAGGUAAUUCCUGUAUCUAAACCACUGGCAGCACAACCAAAGCGGCUCCUUCCCAGGAGCUUGAUGCCCUUUAUCAUGUACUUAAAGGCAGAUUCAGGUGAGUGGGGGGAGAUUUACUCCCAGCUUUAUUCCCAUUGCCUCCCAUCCUUCCUUGGCUCUG
This is a messenger RNA of Apus apus (common swift), 3900 nucleotides long. RefSeq names its product WSC domain containing 2 (gene WSCD2). The transcript has 8 exons. NCBI's taxonomy places the organism in Eukaryota, Metazoa, Chordata, Aves, Apodiformes, Apodidae. Bases 331 to 2022 code for a protein of 563 amino acids. The record is from RefSeq and is a predicted model, not a curated record.